CGACGACUCGGCAAUAUUCGCAGUAGGAAUUUGUAUCCUUCAGUGUGAGUACCUACGUGUAAAUGGCUGGUACAAUAUCCAGAAAAGAUCGCGAGGUCUUGAUAAGUGAAAUCCAGUCAAGACCUGCAAUAUGGAAUGAUGCCGAUCCAAAUUAUAAAAGCAGUGUUUAUGUAGACAAGAAGUGGCGUGAGAUAGCACAAAUUAUGAGAAGACAAGUUGCUGAGAUAAAAAGCAAGUGGAAAAAUUUACGAUCCAAAAUGCGUAAGGAAGUCCUAAAAAUGCCUAAGACGAGUUCUGGAGACCCUGUUAAAGGUUGGAAGUCAUCCUGGGAGUAUUUCGACAUGAUGUAUUUCUUAAAAAAUGUUAUAUUAGCUGCCCAUGCGGCAAGCAGCCUCACAACGUGUCAGAAUUCUGAAGAUGAAAGCGAUGGUGAUACAACCAUGCAUAUAGAAGAAAAACCAUGUGAACUUCACUCGUCUCUAUUUGAUGCACCCGUCCUUUCUCCAGACUCUGAACAUUCUCAUCAUUCUCCAGUGCCUUCAAAUCGACAGAAUAGCCCAUCAAAACGCAAAUGUAGCAAACGCCAGUACGACCAAGUUGAUAUGGAGAGGUUGGAACUGGAAAAUAAAAAGAUACAGAUUCUACAACAGAUUUCAGAAGCUGAUAAACAAUUUAUGCAAAACGCUACUAGUACCGACUAUCACUUUUUAAUGAGUUUGCUACCAUUCAUGGAACAUUUGACAUUGUCAGAAAAGCUUGAUCUAAGAGAGAAGUUACAGAAACAUGUCAGUGAUGCCUAUAAGAAACACGAACAAAUGCAAAGUACUUCUACGUCCUACAAUCAUGAAUUUUCCAUCGGAACUCAAUAAUACAGAUAGACUAUUUAGAUGCAAAAAGCAACCGAUACUAUCUGUAUCGGUAGGAUAUUAUUCUAUAAUAUUCAAUAUUCGUUUCCAAACGUAUGUUCAUCUUUUCCUAAUAAAGCU
Molecule: messenger RNA, 986 nt
Organism: Acanthoscelides obtectus
Lineage: Eukaryota; Metazoa; Arthropoda; Insecta; Coleoptera; Chrysomelidae
Source: the annotation of a GenBank genome assembly